AGAUCGUGUGCACUGAGGUGAUCGUGAACACUCAGUGAAAUCAACAUCGCGGUCAUCUGGGAAAGGUAAGCUUAAGCUUGUUAUAAUUACUUUUAUUAAUAGGCAUUUUCUUGUAAAAAAAAAAAAAAGGUUGUUGCUAGUGGAAAAAUUGUUAUUUUUGUUUGAUGCUCGCAAGACAAGUUUUAUCACUACAUUAUUUUAUGCACUGCUGUAGUGUGCCGCCAAAUUAUGGUCGCAAAGACCAUUUGAUAUCUCUUUUAGUCAAAUCGUGGAAUCGUAGUGAAAUGUAAGGCAAAAAAAAAAACAAGAGGAGAUGAACUAACUGCAGGGAUCACUUGUGUUAUUUGAGGUUGAAUCAGAAAUAUUAAAAUCACCCGUUACGUAAAAAGGUGUUAAGUGCAUGAUAUUGUUUUCAGUUUUGUAGACCAGUUACUAAGAUUCUGAAGAUGUCACCACCAGUGAUAAUGCAAGAUUAAAGUUAUCCUCCUGAAAGUAAGUUUACAUUCUCUGUGAUCUCUGCUGUAAGUGUGUUUUGAUGUAGAUAUGAUAUAUCUCUGAACCAGAUAAUUAUUUUGGGCAGUUUCCCCUUGGGGCAGGGGGGGGGGUACUCCCUAUAAUGGCCUAUAGGAGGAGGUUGUGCUCAAUACCCUAUAGGCGUGCGAGCUACCCCGUAGCUUGCUGCAGUUGUCAAAAUGUGAUUGGCGGCCGUAAUAGACAGCAUGCAAGGCAGCAGGGGUAAACAAUGAUUGAUGGGUAACCAGACGCAAUUUUCUUUAAUGUAGAGUAUUAUAGUGUCAACAUGGUUUUCGCAUGUUAGAUUUUCAUCAAUAAGCAUGCUAAGAGGCUUAGAGGAAUGAGCAGGCGGUGUGCGUCAUGAGAUUCGACCAAUCAGAAUGCGUCAUUUGUAGAGUGAUUUUCGCGCUCGGAAAGAGCUGUUUGCAGAGGUAUACGUGGUGAAAUUUUCGCUUUAUUCCAAGCUUGUGUUGGUAAUUUCGACACUAUACCGCCGUGGAAAGUUGUUGGAACACUUUAUCUUGAUAGCAGUUGCGUUACUUUUAAAUAUUUUGCUUUCUUGAGCGUUUGUGACGAGUUUGAAUUGCUCGGUCAUGUGCGGGCCGCCAUGAGGAUUUGAAUGUUGUUUUUGCCGUUCUUCUUGGAUUUAUUACUGGUUACUGUUAGCGGUUUUAUCGAAUUAUUUUGGCCAUCUUGUUACUUCAACCCUUCUUCUUUGCAAUUUUGGGGUCUACCGGGUCUACCCCUGUUAGUUUUCCAGUUAUGAGCCGUUGAAAGUGUCUUGGAAUUAAGACAUCGUCUCAGCCAAGUGGCACAACUCCCGGGAAACGGGCUGAGAAAACAUGCCGAAGCGGAAGCCGACGUGAAGCGGUAACACCAAAUCCAGGAAGACUUUGUUCUAUUUUAAACCACAAAAGGUAAAUAAGUUUGAAUAUUGUAAUAACCUUUGGAAACAAGACAUUUUUCAUAACCCAGUCACGGAAACUGAAAGCGUGACUUUAAAAUAAUUUGCAUGCGGUGUGUGCUAUCUUUGUGUAAACUUUAAUACGUGAGGGAAUGAAUUGUUAUAAAUCGCUACCAAAACACAACACCAUUAUCGAAGAUCCAGACAACAUACAGGAUUUUAAAACUGUGAGGAUAGGUUUUACUUUAUAACAAAAUCAAUAUACUGCGCUCACUUCAAUGACCGCUGAACAAGAUCGUGGUUUAUUUCACUGUUUAUUUCUGCGGCUGUAGCUUCGGUGAAAUUCGAUUGUGCUGCAGCUGUUCGGCUCUUUUCGGUCCGUUUUCCCCUUGCCUGAUUGAAGAUUUAUUUGCUCAUAAGGAUUUCAAGCGGGCACUGUUUUCAAAAUAAUAUAAACUUGUCGAUGAAAAUAAAAUUGUUAUGAGAGACAAUUUCUCACCUUGCUGUUUGCACGCUCCCCCUGCUUUAUGGGGUAAGAAAGUCCAUCAAAUAUAUAAACACUUCUAAUGAAUGAAUUUUUUUUUUAGUUAAGCAAAUCCAGGUAUGAACUACAUAUCUCUUUAACUGUGAGAUAAAAACAUACAUAUAAACCAAACAGUACAUAAAAUCUUAUGAGAAGCAGGAAAUUAGUAGUCAUUAAAGUCAGCUAGAUCGCACGAUCGUCUCCGAAUCGCGAUAAACUUCUUGAAAUUGUCUUGUGAAGCCAAUAGCAAGCAUCUAAGGCCACUAUGAGAUCUUGAAAUUUCUCGAAAUCGCUCUCUUGCGUAAUGUUUUUCGGAAAAGGCAGCAGUGUUUUGAUCCCUGGGUUUGAUUCAUUUCUCUUACGAGAUGCGAACUCGUCCGUGUCACGAUUGAAAUGAGGCACAGUAACAGUUUUACCCAUGAACCUUUGUGGGUCGUGACGCACACCGCCUGAGGAAUGAGAAUGUUUGAUCAGAACAUUAUUUAUAUUUAAGGAAGGCAGAGAAGUUAGAUUAUUAAGCUUUUGCCUUGAGCUUUUUAAUUUGAAUUCAGUUUUAGUCAUAUGUAACAUUAAUUUAUUUGCCAUAAGCCAGCGAUUAUAGACUGUUCACAGUCCUCUAUUUUUCUGUAAGAUCGUCGCGAGCGCUUUGCGUUACGGGAUGCCAUCUUAGAUGAGUGUCAAAACUACUUAGGGGGCGGGGGCGGUUUGGGAGGAAGCGAGAACAAUAGAGGGAAUGUAAUAACAUCACUGCAGCUCGCGUUCAGGAGGCGUGACAGGAAUUUCACGCCUUUUACCAUUCAUUAAUUAAGAAACUCCGCCAGUGAUGAAAAACAUGCCAGACACAUUUAGCAUCGAUUACGCGUGAUUACAAAUAUCUCCUUGGGAAACAGUGAUUUUAUAAUGUUUCUAGGCCCAUUCCUCGAAAUAAAAUCGGCAAACACAUACAAGAAAACCUUUUUCUAAUCAAAAUACCAAAACUCCUUCGUGCUUUUGCGCAAGAUGUGCCUUGUGGUAUGAAAGCGUACGUUUUAUGGAAAUAUCGACUUGUCAAUGACUUUUCAGUGUUGGCGACUUAAACUAAACCCGCUGUCAACGCAAAUAAACAUCUGUUGUCUAAUGACCAAUCAAAGGCCUGCGUUGCUGGUACAACGCGCUCCGUGAACGCGAGCUGCAGUGUUGUUAUUACAGUCCCUCUAUUUUUCUCGUCCCCCCACCAGAGCUAUAAUCCCCGACACCCCCCUCGGUACAUUUGAAAAUCAAGAUGUAGCCGUGACAGUCUACAGCGAUUAAUGUUGAGCAAGUCUUCAUUCAAGAAAGACUGAAUGGAGUGGAUAUUGCCUUUCAAAUAAGUCAGAUGGGUCAUCAACAUACUAGUCAUUCUUUGUUCAAAAUGAAACAGACAAUUGGGCAAAUCAUUUAUAUACAGCAAAAAUAGUCGAGGCCCUAAAAUAUUGUUCCUUGGGGGAAUGCCACACUUGAGGGUGCAACAUUCUGAAACAUAAACCAUAGACAAGACAUUUCUGAGUAUGAUUAUCCAAAUAGGAGGAAAAACAUUACCCGGUAUGGGUAACACCUGAUAUACUAUAAAGGUGUAAUUUAGACAAUAGCUAGGAUAUCAUGAUCGACUGUGUCAAAUGUUUUCUUUGGUCAAGAAAAGCAACAGCGUUAACGUUACCUAUAUCAAUAUUACAGGCCUCUAAUAAGGCUGUAACUGUUGAAUGGAGCAAAUGGAAUCCGGAUUGGUGCUUAGACAAAAUAUUAUGAUGCGAUAAACUGGCAUAGAGUUGGUAUUAGAUAAUUCUUUCAAAUACUUUGGCAAUUGUAGAGAUAACAGAUGUUGCACGAUAAUUGUCUAUGUCACUUCUUUUGCCACUUACUUGAAUAGAGGGGUAAACCUUGCGGACUUCCAAUCCUCAGGAAAUAUACCAUUAGCUAAAGAACUAUUAAAUGAAGUUGAAAUAAUAUGAGGUGCAAUUAAAUCAGCACAAUCUAUAAUAAGCUGACUCAGGGUUUGAGCUAGGAUUUGAUCACUAGGGGACAAUUUGUCCCCUUGGCUAAAAUUUUGGGGGACAUUUUCAUUUUUAGGGGGACAGAAAUUUGUACACCCUUCCUUCUUAGCAGGGCUUCUGAUAGGUCUCGGACGAAAAAGUCAAAUUUCGCAGGAAUUUUUAGGGACAAAUUCGCAGAAAAAUCGGCCGAUUUCGCGGGACUUUUCGGGGCAAACUUAACCGAAAAGCAAUCGGUAAAAAACGGCCGAUUUUGUGGUUAUUUUCAAGGCAAAUUUCGCUAGAAAUCGAUCGGUUUUGCGCUGAUCAGACCAGCCUUUUUAACGUUUUUCUAACAGAGGUCAUCAUUUGCUCUUUCAACAACAAUACGCUUCAGAAAUGAACCAAUGGCAAAGCCAUGAUGGCUAGUGCCCAGUUUUUCGCAACCUAAUCUGUUUGCACGUUUCAGUGACAAAGUUCCAAGAUAAAUUUGCAAGUUUACGGCAAGUAAAUAGCCCCUAUAGCUGAAAUAAGUUUCAAAUAUGUUGUACAGACAUGUAUUUGAGAAGUUUUCUACCAAAUUUCGCGGUAUUUUUCAUGUUUUUGUGAAUUUCGCGGCUCCGUGACCGUGCGAAAAAUCAGAAGCUCUGUCUUAGAUUUCCAACAAAAAUAGCAGUAGAGCGUGACUGAAACGUAACUUUGGAAUGAACUUUAAAGGUGCGAUAAAAUAUACUCGCUUUCCACGUUCUGUUUCAGCUUGCAACUUCUGUACCGAAAUAAAUCUCUUUGUGUGCUUCCUGUCGAGUUUUUUCCCUAAAUUUUGAAGGGGACAAAUUGUCCCCUUGGCCGUUUUUUAAAGGGACAAUUCCAAUUGCAGUGCGGGAUUGGCGCAAUGGCGCGGCCUGGCUCAAACCCUGCUGACUAUAUAUUCCAUCUGGACCAGCACCUUCAGAUUUAUUAAGGUUUUUAAAAGAGACAACACCUGAUUACUAUCAGUGGGGAUGAAUUUGGAAUCUUUCUUUUUAAAGGCCGGAGAUAUUUAAAUUCCUGAAAAUUGUUUAAAGGUAUUUCGCAAGCCAGUUUCGUGCCAAUUGUGGAGAAGUGAUCAUCGAAAGUGUAUAGAAACUCCAUUCAGACUUAAUUCCUUACCAGACUGACCUGCCGGAUUUAUGAGAAGUAAGCUCAUUUAUGAGCUGCCACGUGUUAUGCAGGUUGCCAUCAGUUUCGCUAAAUUUGUUUUUAUAAAAUAAUUUAAAAGCCUGUUUGAUUUCAGCUUUGACUUUGUUAUGCAUUCUUUUAAAGCAGACCCAAUUGUGCGGAUCAUUGGACCUAAUUGCUUAAAGUGCCUUAUCAGCAGUUAAAAAGGGAUACAAAGUUCUCAAAAAGGUAUGUGAAAGGGGUCGUACCAUAUUUUGUCAAAAGAAGGUGUACGAAAGGGGUACCUUUUCUGUCAGAAUGGUAUUUCAAAGGGUUUAUAGGGGUUGGACAUCAAGGUGAAGCCUCCCAUAGAACUUUGUUGAGUACUCCCUCCCCUGGGGGCAAUCCAUGGUGUUGUUGUAGUAAUUUGCAUGGCUUCAAAAUAGGUUUAUUAUCUCAUAUUUUGAUGUCAUCUUUACCAUCUUUUUAUUAUUUUCAGGAUUUAUGCCAGUUGAAUAUUAAACACAUACAAUAAGUUAGAUGAUGUGAAGCUAUUUCAAAGGAGAAGGUAAUUUAGCUGAGUUUAUUAAAUUGAUAAUGAUUGCAGUAAAAUGGCAAAGGGAGUUAACAUUGUAAGCUUUAAAGCUAUCUUGCAUCACUAGAGUAUUACCAUACCUCACAUUUGAUUUAGAUGCACUCAUUGAUAUACUAUUGAUUACAGUACACAGUCAGUAGAAUGGUACAGGCCAGAAACUGUUAACUUUCCAAACAUUUCUAUUGCCUUAAUCACUAUUUGUUUGAACCUCAUGGUACAGUCAAACCUUUGCUAGUAAUAAUUAUUGGCCUCUCCUCUAAACAUAGAGACUUAAUCAUGGCCCCAGUCAUUAAUAUUAAAGAGUGGAAUUAUGGUCGGGAAUCUCUCAUAAAUUGCUUGGUCACUGCAGACACUUACAAACACUGCAUAUUGACCUUUGUGAAAUGGACCCCUUUCCAUAGCAAGGACUUAAUGUGGACCCAGGAAUUUACAAACACUGUUUGCAUAUUUUGACCUUUGUGAAGUGGAUGGACACCUCUUCUAAAAGUGGACACUAACUGGUCAUGGACUACAAACUCUGCAUUUGACCUUUGUCACUGAAAGAGGCAAACAUCUCAAUCUUUAAUUACCUGUAGGUGGACACAUCUCCUGCAUGGUCACUGUACAGUGGUGUCCACUAAUAUAAUAAGAGGUUUGACCCUUAAAAUAAAGCUGUAGUGACAUAAAGGUAAUUUAUUAAUUAAAAAAAGUUGUUGGAGUCAUUUACGGUAAUGUGGUGAUCUUAUUAAAUUAAAUUUACACUCUUUAGGGAAAUCUUUAACUGAGACUCAAUGGCACAGCAUCAAGACCUUAAAAGAAAAGGAGGUGCUGAUCCUGAUCAUCAGAUGUCAAGAAAUCAUGCCCCUCCUCCCCCUCUAAGUAUUGAAGUGCCUAAAAUGAGUGAUCUUCCAGACAAGUCAAACCCUUGGAGUGAUGUCCAGCUUCCUGUUGACAUUCUUUUGUUGACAGUAGAAGACUGCGAGUUUUUAGCCUGUUAUGCUUUCUUGAAAAAUUCUUUUAAAAGUUAUGACCAGAAUCUGGGAUUCGUGUACUUUGGGACCAUGGGUGAAACUGGAGAAGAGGCACUGAAAGUUGCUUUAAUGAAAUGUCACAAAGGUUCUUCUGGUCCAGGUGGCUCUCAAAAUGUUAUUAAAAAUGCCGUGAUGCAACUGAGACCCAAGGCUGCUUUUUUGGUUGGCAGCUGCCAGGGUAUAAACCCAGAACGCACCAAACGAGGAGAUGUAGUGGUAUCCUCUAAACUUUCAACUGAACAAUUCACAACUCCAGUAAGAAGAAAUAUUGGCAACCUUAUCUUGUUUUCAGCUGGUGGCUGGAAUCCACCAUUAAAAGAUCCAGUAGGUGAAAAAACAGUACAGGUACACCGUGACAGUGACAUAUUCAGUGGUAGUCAAUUUAUCACCAAACAACGCCGUAUGUCUCAAUCUCGCGUGAUUGCAGUUGAAACAGAAGGGGAAGGUAAGAUUAUAUACAUAUUUAACUAUUACAACAAUUUGAUGUAGCAUUUAAUUUGAGGUCUAGAGCAGAACUCUAAAUAAAUUGUCCUUUUCAACAACUGAGCUUAUAUGACCAUGGAAAAUCACAGUACUUUAUUGGUUUGUUGACCACGGUUGGCAAUUUUGUCAGAUCAAUUAUAGGGUGCAAACAAGUCUCUUAUGAUAUUAAUAAUUCAUACGUCAACCAAUAUGUGUUUACAUUAAAAUAUUUUGGAGAAGUACUAGUUCACAAGUUAAAUAUUUUGCAGGGGAACAUAAAUUAAGCUUAUUAAAACACAAUAAAAUUUAGUCAUUACACUGUAGAGAAAAAUUUACAGUUUUGCUAGAUCCUUUCAUGUUGACAAAAAGGAUUGGACAAAGCUUUUAAUUAAGAGCCAAUUAGGCUGCAAAGAAUCAUCUUUUAUUGGUCUCUUUUUCUACUACUUACAGGACUGUUUGCUGCAGCUCAUGAUAUGAACAUUGAAUGGGUGAUUGUUAAAGGGAUAUCACAUUUUUCUGAUGAUAGCAACACUUCUGAUGACUCCUGGAAGUCAUUUGCUUCCAUCAUGGCAGCUUCUGUUGUGUCCAACAUGUUAAAUAAUCCAGUUGUUUUUAAAGAAUGGCCUCACUAUAAAGGUAAAUUGUGACAUCCCUGUUCUAAUUAGUGAUAAUGAAUAAAUUAUUAAUAGUGAUGAAUUUUCUGUUCAGAUAAUUAUUUUUAUGUCGGCUGGUUCAAUAUUAUCCUUGAAAACGCGAUUGUCAAACCACGGCCUGCAAAUAUCAGUAGAUGGAGUGACUUUCCACCAAAAGCAUACUGCAUAAGUUUUGUUGAGUUCAUUAAAUAACGAGAAUAAACACCUCCUAUCUAUUAAAUGCCCCUAAUGGUUCAAGUUUUUCUCUGUUUGAAACUCAAAUACAUACAUUAAUAUUAAAAUACCAAAUAACAAAGGCCAAAAGUAAAAUUUGUUUUGAGGUGUUUUCAAAUUUAUAACACUUUUUUUCUUCACAGACUUGACAGCAAAGAAUCAGCCAGGCAAACAGAUGCCAGGUACUAUUCCAUCAAUGUAAUAACACUAUAAAUCCAGGAGUUUUUCCAGAUUAAAUGAUUGAACACUGGUUUCACUAAUAUAAACAUUAAUAUCUUUUAAUGUUGUUUGUCACAUCUGAGCCCUCUUGCACUUUUUUUAUUUACAAAUAAUAUGGCAAUAAGACAGGUCUUUGCAAAGAGAGCAGUCUCUUUUUGUCUGAUAUUUAAUCCCUUCCCCCCCUCCCCCCCCCCCCCCAAAAAAAACAUUUGCUGACAAAUGCCGUUUGAAAAAGGCCGCUUUAGGGUCAGUAUCUGGCCAAAAAGAACCAAAACUGCCCAAAAAUACUGUAUUUCCUCGAAUAACAACCAGGGCAAUUAUUUCUUUUUUUGCCUCAAAAGGGGGUAAUUAUUCGAGGGAGGCGAUUAUUUCAAAUAUUCCUCACUGGAAGUCGUACCCUAAAUAUUUUGUUUUAUUAUCCCAUUAAAUAAAAAAAUUAUCACGUCCGAAUAAACUGAAUAUAAAUGACCGGCUUUUAAAGUGUUUCAAAUUUGGUUCAUUGAUUGUAAUUUUGAGAGCUUGAAUUGUCACUGAUCAGUUUUGCUGGAUCAGAUUCCACUUCAACUUGACAGGAAGAGGAUAAAAGAAAGUGAAGAUGGGAAGAGGGGUGGGGAGGGGGGUGAUUAUUCGAGGGAGGUGAUUAUUUUAAAUAUUUCCAUCAAACGGGGGCGAUUAUUCGAGGGAACACUAUUAUUCAAGGAAAUACGGUACUUUAAAUUGAACACCAUGCUGCCUUUGGUUCCUUAUGCUAAUUAAUGUCAGUUUUGUUUUGAAGAGUGACACAAACCACUCAAUUUUUCCCUUUUAGCUUCCUUGCAUCAUGUUUUCCCUUUAAUGUUGGACAUAAACUAAGGCUUCAUUUUGGUGAGACAGACAUUGUUUUAAGUGAAACAAGAUUCCCUUAUCUUCUUGAAAACCUACUCGUCUUUGUUUCAGUUGUCUUUGAGUUAUGUGUAAAGGUCUCUAUUAAUUUAUGAAUUGCCCAAUUUAAUUGAAAUUAAAGUGAUGUGGCGGAAGGGGUCCACUCCCAAACUUUCCGCUGGUAUAGUAUAUUCUAUUGUCAUCCACCAAACCCCACUAAAAAGAUUAUAAAAGGAACGAUCACUAAGACUUGCUUGCUGAUUUAAAUCCACUGGACAAUAUCAAAUUAAUGAUCACUGGGUCAUUCCUGGUGCUGUUUCCUUUCAUUAAUUUGUAUUAUUUUAUUCAUGAUAUUUCUGCAAAUUGACUGUCCACCCCUCUUGUAAAAAAAUAGACAGUUAUUAAAAAAUUCUUCUUGGAAAUGAUAAAAAAUUCUUGAUAAUAGAUUCUGUAUGCCUUGAGGAGUGCCAGAAACAGCUGCGAUCACUUUAUGAAACCAGUAGUAAAGUCAGAAUCAUUCCAUGGGACCAGAACUCUGCUGUUGAUAUUGACAAGAUCUACACAGACUUGUCUUGGGUCAUGGAUGACAGGACACCCAGGGGAGUGAUACAAGAAGAGCUUGACCACUACACUGAGAUUUUUGCUCACAGAGAACCUCGUCGUGCACCCAAGCGAAUUUUGGUUUAUGGACAACCAGGUAAGUGAGCGAAUGAGGUAAAAAAUUUAAUUGUCUUAAUUUAACUGACAGAGGAUAAAAUAUAAGUACAUGCAAAAGUCACAUACAAUAACAGUAACACAGAAACCAUUGGUCCACUCGCAUUAAAUUAAUCGACACAAGGUGUUAGCAAAUGCAUUGUAUCAGCUAGUGAUGUGCAGGUUUCUUGAGUGGUUUGCUGACAUAUUGUACAUUCCAAGUGGGUAUAGAUUGUUACCAGUGCAUGCAUGCUGUCAAACCAAAUGAAACGUUUGGUCUGUUGCUGUUAUAAAUGAAAUAAAAGGUAAAAAACAAAGUUUUUCUGUUAAUCAGUCUGAUAAUAAACAAUAUAUUUAUUGGCUUUACAGCAAUCAUGACAUACCCUCUAGGCUCCAAUAGUGUUGUAAUAAUAGUUAAAAUAUUGUGACUCAAUUUUAUCUAAAAAUUCAAGUUUAUUUAAUGCCGAGAGGGAAAAGAAUAAAACCAAAAAAAAAUCUUCCAAGGAUAAAAUCACACCAAAAGCUUCACAAUCGACUGAUGACUGGCAGUUUGGCCCAGUUGGUUGAAGGCUGAUCAGCGCUUGCAACCUCAGGGGUUAAAUUUUUUCUGGAUCCGCCACUGUUAACCUGGGUUUCUUUUUGUUUUUAAUUAUCAAAAGCAUUUUCUUGGAUUUUUCUCUACUCUUUUUAGAUGAUCUAAUCAUCACAUUUUAGAUAAAAAGAUUUAAACUGAAAUUUGGUGUUUGAGCUUUCAUAUCCGAAUUCAAAUUUUGCACUAACCCUGGGUUAUCUUAACCCAGCCUUGAACAACUGGGCCCUAAAUAGCUAGUCUGGGUAUUUCACAGUUUUAUGAAGGAUUUAUUUCCAUUGUCUUCAUCAUGAAUAAUUUUGAAUAUUAAAUUAAUGAGAUACCAUUUUUGAUGAAUAUAACUCGCGUCUCUAAUCAAAGCUAAAAAAUUCCAAAAUGCCCCCUUAGAGGAAGGGAAACAUCUUUAAAGGCCACCGAUAUCUUGCUCACUCUGCAUAUGAUAUGAAAAGUUUAAACAUAAUUCCGUUAAAAAAAUAAUAGAAUAAAUAAUUUCUCUUCAAGUUUUAUGAAAAUUAUCAAUUGAAAUUUCAAUAUUAUAGAUUCCACUUCACGUGACUUCACAUAAUAAAAGUAAAACAAAUCUUUUGACAGUUUGUUGUUAUUGUCACCUAGGUAUCGGCAAGACUGUUUUCACGAAGAAAGCAACUUUUGACUGGUCCCAGCAGAGAUAUUCAGAAACAUUAGGAGCAUUUGAUCUUGUCCUUCUGCUGAGAUUACGUGAUGUUAGUAAUCUCCAAGAUGUUCCGUCCAUUCUGGGGGCUUGUGAAGUGCUGGAUAGUAAUGGUACAGUUUCUGUACACAACCUGUUUGAUUACGUUUGUCGCCAUCAAGAAAAAGUCUUGCUUAUCUUGGACGGCUACGACGAAUAUGUUUACAGUUCAAAAAACGAGUCGCCUGUUUUCAAAAUCUGGAAAAAAAGCCAAUUAAGAGAUUGUUGUGUUGUAAUUACUUCAAGAGAAAUGAAAGCUGAGACGUUAAGAAAUUUUAGUGAUGCUCAAUUCAAAAUUGACGGCUUUAAUUAUCAGCGCCAAGUAGAGUUCGCCCGUAGAUUUUUGACAGAUAAUAAAGAUAUUCAAGAGUUUUUUAUGUACUUACGGCAGCACAACCUAAGUGGACUAGCACAAAUUCCCCUACUGCUCUUAAUGUUGUGCUUGCUCUGGACGAAAACAACACGCGAAGAACUACCAAAGGAACGCGCAGACAUCUUCGCCCAGUUCAUGACGACCAUGUUUGAUCACAUGUGUGAAAAAAAGUCUGCUGAAGAAUCGGUUUCUGCCAAAGAUUACUCCGAUGAAUUACACGCAUUAGGACGCUUGGCCUUUGAAGCCCUUUUGCAAGGCCAGCUUUAUUUCCCUGUUAGUCAGUUACCUGCUGGCUACAGUUUGAUCGAGAGGCUGAUUGAAGUCGGCCUUUUUCAGGUUUUAAAUAUGGCGAGUUUGAAUCGUGAAAAAGGCGUGUACUUUAUUCACAAAUCCGUACAAGAAUACCUGGCUGGGAAUUUCCUGAAAGAAGAGCUGACAUCUAAAAAGGCUGAAAGUACAAACUCCCUCUUAAAGUUGGACUCAGUUGAAAAGAUCCGAGAGAUGAUGGAGGUUUUAAAAUUUGCUGUUCAGUUGUCAGAAGAAGCCGGGCGCGAGAUUGUGAUUCACCUUGGAAUGAAGAGCGGACUAAAAGAGUUCAAAUUCGACAACGAAACACCGUCACAGUGGGACUUGUCAGACGAACAAACAGAUUUUAUUAAUCUUUGUAAUCAGUUAUUUUUCUACUGCUCAGCUGAGACAAGAAAAAACCUCUUUCCUACAUUUCUUUCCUCUUUAGGAGGAGUUCUUGUAAUUAAUGUAGAGCAGCUAAAUGUUAUCGUACAGGAAAAAUUAGUUCAAACUACCGAAAAAACACCCAACUACGUUUUUUUUAAUAUCUACAAAUAUACAGAGCAGGACUAUAGUAAUUUAAUCAUUUUAUUACAACAAUUAAACGCAGUUUUUGUUAGCUCUGUAGGAGAAAAGAAAGCAUCAGAAUUUUUAAGCAACUUAACAUGGCGUUGGAUUGAUGAUUUUUUUUUAAAGAAAGAAGAAAACAACACUCACCUUUAUUUAGCUAAAAUUGUUAAAUAUGAAGAUAUAAUUAAGGCGCUUAUUAGUAAACAAGAGACAACAAAGAAGACAAACAUGAAUGGUGAUGAGUCAAGUGAAGAGAGCAGCAGCAGCUGUUGUUCAAAGCGUCAUGGUCUCUCCAGGGUUCGAAGGAUUCAAGCUGAGUAUGUGAACAGGUCAGAAGUGGAACUUAUGAUUGAGAUGAUGCCGUUUAUCACCGCUCCACACGAGAUAGUGGUUGAGGGUAAAUCCUGGGAAGUGUUUGAUGCUGAGGUAACAGAGUCUCUGCUGAGAAGCAUCCAAGUAACACACAAACUGAAGAGAUUAACACUCUGUCGUAUCAAUGUAACAUCAUCACCUGCUGUGGAGUUGUUCAUUAGCAAUGUAUUUAAAAAAGCACCAAACUUGGAGGAGCUCGACAUGUCAUUCAAUCCUCUUCUGGGUGCAGGAGUCGACAGCUUGAUUAAACAUCUCAGCUGCGCUCCUCACCUGUGGUCACUGGAGCUUGUAAGAGUGAAGAUGACUCCACAGCAGGUGAUGGAUCUGUCAUCAGCCAUCAAGCAGCACCGCAACAUCACUGAACUGUUGUCAUCGUACCACGUAAGUUUUCCAAUUUUAUCGCAAUUUGUUUCUUUGUUCUUUGUUUACAGUUUAUUUCUACUCAGCCCUUGCCUUUCGCCAUUUUCCUUUCUUUGUCAUUUUUAUACUCGACAAAGAGGCCCUGCCAAGGGGGGCUCCCAUGUCGCUCGUCUGAAUUUUAAAACGUCUCGUGUCGGUGUUUAUUAAUGCUUCACGUCGCUGUCGGAAAUUGAACGAAAAUAAAUUGUCUUUGUCGGAAUUUUAGAAAAGGGGGAUAGCGAUGGGUUUUAAAGAAACCAUUACAGUUGUGCAAUUUCCCAGUUAACCUUUCGCGUAUAGAACACCUAUACAUCGCCAUUCACAAUUAAGGGUGUGUUCCUUUCUUUGAAUCCAGAAACGGAUUUUGGAUCUUAAAACGGAUUUCGCGUUCCUUUCGGCAAAUCCAAAUUUGGAUUUUUGAUCUGGUGAAUCCUUUUUGAAAAAGGAUUCACAUUGGAUUUGAAAUCCGAAGAAUUCGAAUCCAGAUUAACGGAUUAGUGAUCUACGCUGUUCCAUUCACAGUGGAUUCGAAAUUAGUCAGAUGAUCCAGCUGUACUUCCAGUUGAAGUAUUCCCGUAGAGUUUCCUAAUUGCUGCCAUUUGCCGUAAAACAUCUGAAAACACUGGAAGAUUGUUCAUAGUGGUACAGUAAAAUAUCCAUGUGCUGACCAUUUGUCGCUAAAGAUUGCUUAAAAACACAAAUAAGUAAAAGGGACAAGUAACUGCUAUCUUUCUAGAAACUCGCUUGUGGACGCUAUAGGCACUCGAUCGUGUUACAUAGAAAACCGAGCUACGAAACUGGAUCAAACUGAGCCGACAACCUUUAGAUAAUUUUCAACUUUAACACGCUCCUUUUUUGAGCUGUUUAUGUUCCAUCGUCGUUAUUCGAACUGCCGAUCACAAAAUUCUGCACGGUAUAAUCGCAUAAUUUGUCAAACAGUAGAAAACAUGUCAUUUCUAAAGAGGCUCAGGCUGUCAUGCAUGUUGCACGCGUUUGCGAAAGGUUACCAAGAUCACAAAUCCAAUUUCGGAUUUCACGUUCCUUUCGACCGCGAAAUCCGGCAAAUCUCGGAUCAGAAAUCCGUUUUUGGAGUCGCUUAAAGGAACUCUGUCAGCACAUCCUAGGUGAUCCGCGUUCAAAAUUUUAAGACUAACUGACCUGAUAAAUCGUAUGUGAAGGCCGGUUAACGGUGGUCUACGCUGUGCGGUGGUAAAGUUACCUGGUCCCUGGUCUCUCCACCGUCGUCACCGUCCGACAGAGGUCGACAAGGAUAUGAGAAGUUCAGAAACAAGCAAAGUAUUCACCAUUUUCACAUAGACCAUAAUGCACCUUGUUUACCCCCCAAAACUUUUCAUAACCAUUGUUUUCGAUUUCUCUUGGGACGACUGUAAUACACUGGAGAAUUUGGAAACAUUGGUUAUGCAAAAUUCUGAGGGGGAAAGCAAGGUGCAUUAUGGUCUAUAUGAAAGUAGUGAUUACAAGCAAUGUAAAGCGUGCGUAAAGUUAAGCUAUUUGACGGACAACCUAGUUCCAAGGUCUCCCAGGAGUUGUGCGGGGUUGCGUAAAUGAAGACUACGCGACUGGCCAACGCGACGCGCUCAGGAGGGUCCACUGAAACUCCCUGACGAGAGACAAUCUCUGAAGCGCAAGGAAAAUUGACGAAAAUUACUUCUUCUUGGCAUUCAGACUGGUGAUAAAUUAGCCAAACCACCGUUCUUUGUCGUAUAUUCUCGGCUUUGCCGUCACUGUCGCAAUUUGGUCGAGGGAGGUUGUCGCUUGUCGCCAUUUCAUUUUAGGCUCUGUCGCUACUUUUUGGGUCAUGUCGCUUGUCGGAAUUUACCCUGGCAGGGCCUCGACAAAACACGAAAUUUACUUUUGAAAACAAAUCACAAAUUUUAGCAGAUUCAAAGUAUCAUUUCAAAUUCAUUCCUUUCAAUUGAUUAAACUAAAUCGAAAAAAAAUGUUUUAACCGAGAACAAGUAAAUUAAUCUGAAGGUGUUUUCACUGUGCAAAAUAAUGGAUCAGCGAGCAGAUAUGAAAUUUCUCUUUGAGUCUGGUUCAACUCGAUAUAAGCUCACUUAACAAACUUGUGAUAUAUGUAUUAACACAAAAAUUCCAUAGUAUUAAUUUCUCAAUCAAUUUUAAUUCAUUGCUUUUUAUAAAAUGAUGAAUAACAAGCAUAAAGUGAAAAUAUGUUCUGUUCAUGUUCAAUUCAAACAAACAAAAUUUGCAAAAAUUAAGAGAAAAAAGGUUAACCACUUACAGUUUCACUUUUAUCGCUAAGGUUUUGGUAAAAUCAGCUAAACUCAAGUAAAGUUUCUUUGAGAGUCCAGAAAACGAAGAAGUCUUUUCAGAGCUGUACAUGUCCUUUUGUUUGAAUGUCCCUUGCGUUUCGGUAAAUGCUUGUCCUCCGCCGUGAAUAAUCUCACUGUAGCGUAGGUUUUUGAAAUAGCGUUACACAAAAAAUAUAAUUCCUCUGAGACACUUUGGUUGAAAUUUAACACCAUACAUUUAAUCACUGGUAAAGGCACUCCUCUAUGGUACAGGCUGUCUAUUUUUGUCGGUUACUUGUUUUCCAGUUUUAGGACGAACACAACAAAUCCUGCCUCACUUCGUGUCUUGUAUGAAUGAGUUGAAGUUCAUAAAUGUAGUUUCCUUUAACUUGCGCAAAUCCUUUGACAAAUUCCCGAGUACACAAGACGAAUUUUUCUCUUAACUGGCGUUUUACGGUGUUUUCUCAUUCUUUUUGUGUCCAUCUUGAGUAUUUUUGCGUUGAAAGUUUUCUUUUGAUGAGCAAACUCAACUGAAGUGAACAACAAACUACAAAAUCAACAAACUGUCAUUCAAAGUGGCGUGAGAGAAGGCUUGUGACGUGGCGACAGCUGAUUGGUUAUAUAACUACCCACGUGGUAGAAUUUUCCCGCCUUUUGUUUGGUAGCGCAGCAAGCGUUUCUUCAGACGAGACGCAGGUUUUUUUGCGCCUCCCCUCCCAACCUAGCCUGAAAUUCAUCCGAUUGCUUCGAGUCGUUUUCUCCUCUCAAGUAAUAACGACUCGAGGUAAUCGGAUGAAAUUCAGGCUACUCCCAACCCCCACUAAGGAGAAACCGAUCUGUGACAAUUUUAUCAGACCAAGAGUUAAUAGAAGAAAGGGCUCCAAGGGUUCAAUAAUUCGCACAUUUUUAGAGUAUAUUAUUUGAUUUUGCUGUUUUAAAAGUCUUGCAUGCAAAUUUUAGGGGUUGAAAAGUAGAAUGUGGUCUUUAAGCUGCGAGCACCUUUAGAGGUGUGUCCAAGAAGUCAGAUGCAUUUUUUUGUUGGUUUUGUCGUUUCCCCUUCUUUUUCAUAUUUUUAACUCCUUUUUGCAACAGAACUUUAGUUCGUGAGGCCGUUGCUUUUUCUGUAUGUAGGUAAUUUCUAAUCACUAUUAAACGGCACAAAAAUUCGGAAAUUUGGGGUUGACAAGGAAAAAUCUGGAACGUCUUGCCCAGCAACCUAAAGGCUGGUUUACACUAGAGAAGGAGUCGGAAUUGGAGUCGUAAGAUCGCUUAUGACCUAGUGAAAAUCAAAAAUCGGAGUCGUAAGCGGAGUAACCUGAGAUCAGGCUCUGUUUUCGUUUCGCUUUGAAAAUUAUAUUCGGGCGGGCAAGGCGAUUUUUUUAGCGGUAGCCGUUAGAGAGAAUGCCUGAGAACCGCUAAAAUUGGGCCUGAUCUCAGGUUAUAAACGGAGUCAUAAGCGCGCCGGAAUCGGAGUCAAAAGAAUUAGAGUGUUUCCAUUUCUCCCGACUCCGCUUACGUUCCGCUUAUGAUCUAGUGAAAACCAGUUUGUCGGAAUCGGAAGCAGAAGCAGAAGGAUAAGCCAAUCCCGAUGCACGUUUUCACGCUUUGUGAUUGGUUUGGUUCUUCCGCUUCUGCUUCCGACUCUGACAAUCUGGUUUUCACUAGAUCAUAAGCGAAACUAAGCGGAAUCGGAACGCUGUUUUCACUAGAUCAUAAGCUCUACACUUUUGAUUACGACUCCAACUCCGACUCUGUCGCUAGUGAAAAGCAGCCUAAAUUUUGAGACACUCACUAGAAAGUUUUUUAGCGCAGCGGCACUCGCAAGACCAUUCAGGACGAAAUUACUGUUUAGGGCAUGCGGAUUUUAAGACUUUGAACUAAAUAAGGUCUCGGAACGGAUUGCAAAAUGAGCAAGAUCUCUUGUUUAGUCCCAAAUAUAACUAAAUUAAAGAAGCAAAACGUCUUUGUCGCAAGCAGAAAUGUAUAUAGUACUAGUUUGACUAGUUUUGUAGAAAUGACCUCUUUUCGGGGUGGAUCAGCUUGAGCUUUACUCAGAGUGGUCUUUAAGCCCCAAGAGUGAUCAACAUGAAUUUUCUCUUCACAAUAUCAAAACAUCAUCAAAAGAAAAGGUUAGGAGAAGUAGUAAACUGUUGAACAAAGCAGAAAUACUUCGAUCUUUUAUCAAGUUUUCUCGACUAAUUCUAUAAGGCAAUGUAUGGACACUAGUGUGGAGAAUUUGUAUUUGGAUAUUGGGGCUUAAUGGGUUAAGGGUAACAUUCUAGUUGUCCGAUGAGCAUACAUGACACGUCCUCAUCACACAGUAGUCAUCCCCUGGGGUUAUUUUUACCCCUUAAUUUCUUAUCACUUAAAGAAAGAUUUCAAGAUCUAGACUCACACUUUCGAUCUUUUAAACGUUGCUUUAAAAGUUGAAUGGUGUUUGUGUUAUUUUGUGAUUUGUUGUAGGAUGGUAAAGGAAACCCCAAGCCUGAACAUAAAUGGCCAUCAGAAGACUUUUGGAAAAGGCGGUACCCCAGUCUCUUUUCUCACUCAUCAAAUGAAUCACAGCCGCAAAAGCAACAGGUU
Porites lobata is the source of this 17924-nucleotide messenger RNA. The record is from the annotation of a GenBank genome assembly. NCBI's taxonomy places the organism in Eukaryota, Metazoa, Cnidaria, Anthozoa, Scleractinia, Poritidae.